AUGCAGACUCCCUCCCAGCAACAGUGUAUAGUGGAAAAAAGAGUGGACAAAAGUAAAGCUAUAGAGGACAAGAUUGAGCUGGAUAUGGUAAACUUUCCAGCUUUAUCAGUUAUUAUUAUGAGGAAUUCCUUUGAGCCAUUGAACAAGGGAUCAUGGUGUACUAGCAAUGUACUCCCUGAUAAAGGAUGGAACUAUGCUACCAACUAUCAAGAUGCUUCAAAUGGGAGGAUAUGGUUUACCUGGGAUUCUCAGUGGUACAAUGUUACUAUCCUAAGUGUUGCAGCUCAAUUUAUACACUAUUUGGUACAAGAUAGGGUAGGGAUAGUUGACUGUGCAGUUACAGCUAUAUAUGGAUACAAUACUAUAGAGCAAAUAAAGCAGUUAUGGAGUGGCUUAAAGAGCAUUGCAGCAGGAAUCACAAAACCAUGGUUGUUAUGUGGGGACUUCAAUGCAGUUCUAUAUACUAAUGAUAGGCUGAUGGGCAAUCCUAUUACUUACACAGAAGUGCAGGACUUUGCUGAUUGUGUAACUACUCUGACUUUGAAUGAGCUAGCAUGGACAGGCGAUUACUACACAUGGUCUAACAAGCAAUCUGGUGCAGAAAGGAUCGACAACAGGAUUGACAGAGCUUUUGGCAAUUAUGAGUGGAUGAUGCAGUGGGGUUAUGUGAUCACUGAGUAUGGAUUACUAUACAUAUCUGAACAUACUCCAAUGUUGAUUACUCUUCAUUCAGCUUCUAAACCUGAAAGAGUCUGGAACCAAUCAUAUACUAUGGGCAAAAUGAAGAACAUCUGGGUAAAACUGAAGGAACUAAGACCUUUGUUCAGGACUCUAAAUACUGAACACUUUGGAACUAUUAGUAUGAAGAUUGAGCAUACCAGAAUAAGCUUAGAGGAGGUGCAGCAGAAGAUCAAUGCAGCAUACAAUGACUCUCUGAUUGAAGAAGAGAAAAGGUUGUUGCAGAAUUUAGAAAAAUGGUCUUUAUUGAAGAAAGUGUAUUAA
Messenger RNA from Nicotiana tabacum (common tobacco), 1002 nucleotides. Lineage: Eukaryota; Viridiplantae; Streptophyta; Magnoliopsida; Solanales; Solanaceae. The record is from RefSeq and is a predicted model, not a curated record.